CUAUGAGCAGUGCAAGAAAAGCGCAGAAAGCCCUUCGAGGAGUUCGACGAACUAUCGCCAAGCAAGUCAAGGGAAGAUUUGCUUGCAAAUUUCGCUUCACCGUCACCUAUGAAUACGUAGAUUUACAGUGCACAAAAUUGAAACCCAGUAAUAUUACCGUUUUGUGGUUUAGAAGUCAUCGAUCAAAAACCUCCAAAAAGCCUGAAGUCAAAGCUUGCUAUCUUGAUCCAAAGACUGGGUUUUUUAUGUACAAUGCAUCUUGGUCACCUCCAAAUAAUGUAGAACUUGUUGUUACGCUUUAUAAGGAUAGUGCAGGUAACUUCAAAACAAAAGAMUAUUUCUUUGUCAUAGAGACCCAUGUACCUGAUGCUGAGCGCAAGAAACUUGCCAUUUUCUCAUGCAACAUGGCUGACUUUGCAUCCCCAGAUACAAAUGAAUUUGAUUUAGAAAUGGAAUUCAAGCCACAAUCUAAAAAGGUUGUACAAGCCAAACUUGGAGCUAAAAUAAAGUGCGAGUUUAUUAAGCAGGGUUCUGUAUAUGAUGAUGAUAUGGAGAGCAAUUUUAGUCACAUGAGUGACUCUGAGUUCAAGCAAAGGAUAAAUGAUCUGACUGAAUUUAGUGAUGAUGAAGAUGAUUAUAAACAAGACAGCAAUAAGAAAAAGAAGGCAAGACAAUCUUGGACAAAUUUUGUAGAUGAAAUGAAAACACUUGAAUAUCAAGAAUACCACAUUGCCAUGGUUGGAAACCCUCUUGCUGACUCUAUAGAAGAUCAUUCUGAGCCUACAGGUAUAGCUUACGCCAGUCUCCUUUGUAUUGGUGUAUCCUUUGUAUUAAAGACCCAAUGUGCACCACUAUGCUUUGGGGGCCGCGAGGGCCUGGAGGCGGCCAUUUUCAGUUUACCGAAAGUCUAUAAAUUGGUUGUCACCACACGAGNUCCCCCAGUUCCCUCUCUACAAACCACAAAGUCAAGAGUAAAGAAAACCAGAGUUUUAAGUGCUGUAAUCGAAGAAGAAGAGGAAGAAAUGGAGAAUGACGAUAUUAUUAAUCAUUCUUCAAUAAGUUUAAUAUCAGAGGAAAACACUACAACACCAAGUGAAGAUAUCAAGUUUGUAUUUCCAGACAGAAAGUUGACCAGGGCAGAAACUUUGCCAGAUAUUCACUUAGCAAGUGGAAAUGGUAUUGUCCAGGAAUCACAUAGAAUGAAGGAUUGGAUGAAUGAUGUGAACAGCAAAAAGCAAGAAUUUGUUAUAAGUAAACUUGAACUUGAGAACCAUGAGCUCAGAGAAGGAAACAAAGUCCUUGGUAAUGAAAUCAUGGAAUUGCACAAGGAAAAGGAUGAUYUGCAAGCCGAAAUAAGUGAAUUGCAAAUGCUGGUUGAAGACCUCCGUAUGAAGAUAAGUGAGAUGGAGUCCAGAGAAGGAAAGAGACAAUCUGACAAAAAAGAAAACAGCUCUAAAGUAGAUUCUUCUGGUGCAAAUACUCUGACUCAAAAUAAAAAGGUUGCACAAGUAAGAGGUUGGCUGUGUAAACGAGGUGUGAAAGGUUUAACUGGAAGAGUGUGGAGAAGGAGAUGGUUUUCUACUGACCAGCAUGAACGACUUUAUUAYUAUAAAAAAACGAACAAUACACAACCUAGAGGAUUUAUCGAUUUGGAUAUUAUCAUUGCUGUUCAAGACAAACCAAGUGAAGAGCAAGAUGAAAACAAUGCGCUUUUUGAUGUCAUUGUCCCUGGACGAGUCUACGAGCUUAUGGCGCACGAUGAGGAAGAAAAGAUAAGAUGGAUAAAUGCUCUGGAUUAUCUUCGUCACUGGCGUAGCAGAAUGACCAAUAAAGAAGGUGUUGGUAGUUCUAGUAUCAGCUGAGUACAGUUUUUUAGUAAAUUAUUAUUUAAGUUAUUUAGYUAAUUCUACUCAAAUUCAACUUGUUAUAAUUGCUAUUAUUUUUUCAUUGAAAUUCUUACCAUGACAAACGAAAAAUCUGCUUUGAGCCCUCAUACUACCAGGUAGUGAUUUCCAGAAGAGAUAAAGAUAUUAAAAAGUGUAAAGGAAUAUUUAGAGAACAAGACUUUAUCAUGAAAAGGUCCUGAGAGAUAUAUCGUUUGACAAUAAACUAAAAUUGAAACAUUCUCAAAUGCAAAGUUGUUUCAAAAAUGUCGAGGACUGAAUACGAGGCUACGGUACAUUGUAUUUCCAACAUCGAAAUACAUUGCUUUCAGAAAUAAACGAUAGAGCAUGAAGCGGUUUACUUGUGAUAAACCGCGYAGGAUGAUUUACCUCGAAAAGGUAAAUCACUCGACUGAAUGCUCGUGAUUUACAGAUCUUUYCUCGUGCUUUCCCAACMAUCCCAAGCGGUUUAUUUCGCCAGUAAGCCUCUUCAAGCUAUCGUUUUUUGCUUUUGUAUUAUAGCCGGCGUCCGCCAUUUAGACUCCGCCAAUUAGCGCGCGUGUUAGAAUUGAGUUAUAAUAUAAAAAAKAAUGACCUGCCAGCGAAGUUCAAUAAAGACCUUUGAUGGAAACUCUGUCGGUAAUGGAAUACACUAAACUAUUAUCGCAGUAUUCAAGUUAUAAAAAAUCCGCUAAAAGAUCUACUAUAGUAUAAAUAGAUUUACUUUAGGGUUUUUAUGUAAGUACAUUUGUUUAUCAUAUCAAAAAGGUUGAGUCGUGUUAAUAUUUUUUUAAUGAUAAACUURUAUUAAAACMCACUCGUGUUU
Molecule: messenger RNA, 2709 nt
Organism: Exaiptasia diaphana
Lineage: Eukaryota; Metazoa; Cnidaria; Anthozoa; Actiniaria; Aiptasiidae
Exons: 17
Coding region: 3-1862 (619 amino acids)
Source: RefSeq, a predicted model, not a curated record